CUCAAUCUCAAUUUUAUCAAUCCCAAGCAAGAGUACUCUCAACCAAAUCAAACCUUUGGGAUCAGCCAAAUUUCGAGGAAUUUCAAAUGGACCAAAACAUUCCGCGCUCAGGGCCUGUUAACCGUUCACUACUCACAUUGCCACUGCGUGCCCAUCGUGCGGACCGUGUAUGGUAUGAACCAAAUGCCAAUGACUCGUGCUUGAAAUCCGUCAGUUGCCCUUAAGCUGCAUUCAGAUAUGAAGAGCGAGAUGAAAGAGUGAUAGAUAUGUUAGCAUAUGCUGGGUUCUUGGGGGUAGAGCACAUUGCCCGUAUGAAGGUGGAUCAUAGUUUAAUAUGCGCUUUGGUGGAGAGAUGGAGGCUGGAGACACAUACUUUCCAUCUUCCAUUCGGUGAGGUCGGCAUUAGUCUACAAGAUGGCGAUGAUCCUUGGUUUGCCCAUUCAGGGUGUGCCCCUCAGUGGUCCAACCAUUAAGGAUAAGGCUCAGUGGAUCGACCUGUGCACGCAGUCGUGUGGUUUCACUCCUCUAGAGACUGAUAUGCGCACGAGUGAUAUCACCAUGAGUGCUGUUACCCGUCACCCGAUCCUACCUGACAGUACAGACGAAGAGGUCACCGAACACAUCAGGACCCUAAUAUGGCAAUUGCUUGGAGGGUUUUUGUUCCCUGACACGAGUGGGACAAGAAUAUGAUUGUACUUUUUGGAGGUCUUGUAGGGUGAUUUGGCUUUAGCCUGUCGAUGGAGUCAGGGAUCAGCGGUUCUCGGGUACCUCUACCAUAACUUGUGCAAUGGCGCCAAGUGGGAAACCAAACAAGUUGGCGGUUGUAUGCACUUGUUACAGAUUUGGGCUUGGUCGAGGAUUUCGAUGGUCCAUCCCUCAGUACUUCAGGUCAUUCAACAUGACCAUCUUCCAUAUGGGUGCAGUUAUGUUGGCAAUUACAUCUUAAUAAUUGAGAAUGCUUUAUAUGACGACAUUUUUUAACUUCAUAUCGGUAAUCAAUAAAUGUAGGUGGAUCGUCCCCAAGUCAUAUAAUGGAUCCCCAAGACAUUGCAUACGCUUGUACCGGGAUGACCUAGACCGCAUGAGUGAGAGUCAGGUAAUACUUGAAAUUUUUACUUCAACCGUACUAUUCAAUUUUCAAUACACAUUGUUUUAUAGUUCUUAAAUUGCAAAUUAAACUUUUUACAAUUUGAUUUCACUCCCUACGCGUCCGAGACACUCCCACCUCUCAUCCUUAAUGAAGCUCCGCUUUGGUCGGCUAGGGUCAUGCUCAUAUUUUGCAAUAUGGCCGAAAUGCAUUACCCCGAUCGAUUUCUUCGGCAGUUCCAUAUAAGGCAAGAUACUCUGAAUGCUCCUUUGACGGGUACUGAUAAUCACGGCAAUUGUUCCAACAUAGUAACCGGUGCCUUGGCGAUGUGGGCGGACAUACAACAUAAUAUAUACUUUCUUGAGUAUGAUCGACAUAUGUCCCUCGAAGCAACUAAUAGGUACCGAAAAUGGUACAAGAAGCAUGGUAUGACACGUGUCCAGAACCCUUCUCACAAUGUGCCCACGACAGGCUACACCCCGACAUCACACGAUUGGGGUAUUGUGAAGCAAGGCGUUCACGAGGUGUAUAAGCUCUUAGCCGACCGCGCGAGUUAUGAGGACUGUAAAAAACGACUACGGCGGAUGGCCCUGGACGUAGGUGAUGAAGAGAUGCUCCACCGGGGCAUAUUCCAUUAUGAAGAUAAAGAUGAAGGUGGAAGUGACGAAGAGGAUGAUGCAGAUGAACAUGAAACUGGGGGUGGAGGACUCACAAUCGCCCCCUCAAUUCUCAACACAGGGUGUCUCAUUUGAUCAACCACCCCCUCAAUUCUCAACGCAUCAAGGUGUCUCAUUUGAUCAACCACCGCCGUAUUAUGAUUCUUAUCAGUGCUCCACACAAGUGGGUGAUUAUGUUGAGUCAUUUCUGAAUUCGUCGUUUUACUAUGGAGACACAACGGGGCCUUGGAACACUGGCGGUGGGGACGGAGCAGGGC
Messenger RNA from Cuscuta epithymum, 2021 nucleotides. NCBI's taxonomy places the organism in Eukaryota, Viridiplantae, Streptophyta, Magnoliopsida, Solanales, Convolvulaceae. The record is from the annotation of a GenBank genome assembly.